Messenger RNA from Aspergillus piperis CBS 112811, 772 nucleotides. Its product is annotated as EF-hand domain-containing protein. The coding region runs from base 129 to 701 and encodes 190 amino acids. Gene Ontology annotation, cellular component: intracellular membrane-bounded organelle; cytosol; membrane. Gene Ontology annotation, molecular function: calcium ion binding. The transcript has 4 exons. The record is from RefSeq and is a predicted model, not a curated record. NCBI's taxonomy places the organism in Eukaryota, Fungi, Ascomycota, Eurotiomycetes, Eurotiales, Aspergillaceae.
CUUCCGAGAGACCCUGUUUCAUCGCGCGUUCUCACCGUGAUACAUCGAUCCCAGCGAUUUUCUCCCCUCUUUACAAAGACCUUCUACAUUCGAGCCGAGCGCUUUUGGAGCGUGUGUGUGAUCUGAAGAUGGGCAAGUCACAGUCGAAGUUGUCCCCCUCCCAGCUGGAAGAACUCCAAAAGGCCACGCAUUUCGACAAGAAGGAACUUCAACAAUGGUAUAAAGGAUUUCUGAAGGACUGUCCGUCGGGGACACUCACCAAGGAGGAAUUCCAGAAAAUUUACCGGCAGUUUUUCCCUUUUGGCGACCCGUCGUCAUUCGCAAAUUAUGUGUUCCGCGUGUUCGACUCGGAUAACAGCGGCAUGAUCGAUUUCAAAGAGUUCAUCUGUGCCUUGUCGGUCACGUCGCGCGGCAAGAUGGAGGACAAGCUGGACUGGGCCUUCCAAUUGUAUGACAUCGAUGGUGAUGGCAAGAUCACGUAUGACGAAAUGUUGGCGAUCGUUGAGGCGAUCUACAAGAUGGUGGGCUCCAUGGUCAAAUUGCCCGAAGACGAGGACACGCCGGAGAAGCGGGUGCGCAAGAUCUUCCGCAUGAUGGACAAGGAUGAGAACGGCAGUCUCGACAUGGAGGAGUUCAAGGAGGGCAGCAAGCGGGACGAGACCAUUGUCAGCGCGCUGUCGUUGUACGAUGGGCUGGUGUAGGGAUAGAUCGGCCAACGACUACAACGACACUAUCACUUGCUGCUGUCUAGUUGGGCGGGCCGGUCGCAUUA